Molecule: messenger RNA, 9622 nt
Organism: Nezara viridula (southern green stink bug)
Lineage: Eukaryota; Metazoa; Arthropoda; Insecta; Hemiptera; Pentatomidae
Source: the annotation of a GenBank genome assembly
CAGCCAACUACGUGGUGUCUCAUCGAACGGGCUCAAACCUAAACCUCGAUACCACAACCUGGGUUUCUUUAGGAUCGUGAUGGGUACCACCGAGUCAAAACCCUUCUCAACGCUUCUGUCUAGUUCGCCAGCAAUAUAAUACUCAAGUACUUCUUAGCUAACUAAAGGUCCUAGUGGAAUAUGUCGUUGAUACAUACAGUGCCGCUGAUCUUCCUGGCUGCUCACUGGUUGGUUCCUGGUUGGUGUUUACAGCCGAAAAUAAACUACAGAGAAAAGGAAAAACAGGUCCUGGAUCAGAUCCUUGGCCCUGCAAGUUACGAUGCCAGGAUCAGGCCCUCAGGAAUCAACGGCACAGAUGGUCCAGCCAUCGUUCGUGUUAACCUCUUCGUUAGAAGCAUUGCUACAAUAAGUGACAUCAAAAUGGAAUACAGUGUACAGCUAACAUUUCGAGAACAGUGGACAGAUGAAAGGCUCAAAUUCAAUGACUUUGGAGGUAAAAUUAAAUACCUGACAUUGACAGAAUCUAACAGGGUAUGGAUGCCAGAUUUGUUCUUUUCUAAUGAGAAGGAAGGACAUUUUCAUAACAUCAUAAUGCCAAAUGUAUACAUCAGAAUAUUUCCUCAUGGGGCUGUACUUUAUAGUAUAAGAAUUUCGCUCACCCUUUCUUGUCCUAUGAACCUGAAACUUUAUCCACUGGAUCGCCAAGUUUGCUCACUUCGUAUGGCGAGUUAUGGUUGGACAACAGAUGACUUAGUAUUUCUCUGGAAAGAUGGAGAUCCGGUGCAAGUUGUGAAAAAUCUUCAUUUACCAAGAUUCACAUUAGAAAAGUUCCUGACUGAUUAUUGUAACAGUAAAACAAAUACUGGUGAAUACAGUUGCCUAAAAGUGGACCUCCUAUUCAAGAGAGAAUUUUCAUAUUACCUGAUACAAAUUUACAUUCCGUGCUGUAUGCUUGUGAUUGUGUCCUGGGUGUCGUUUUGGCUCGAUCAAAGUGCAGUUCCCGCACGUGUCUCACUGGGAGUGACAACUCUUUUAACUAUGGCUACACAGACAUCUGGAAUCAAUGCUUCAUUGCCUCCAGUUUCAUAUACAAAAGCAAUCGAUGUAUGGACAGGAGUUUGUCUUACGUUUGUGUUUGGGGCAUUGCUGGAAUUUGCUCUAGUGAAUUAUGCAUCUCGUUCUGAUAUGCACCGAGAUAACAUGCAAAAGCAAAGGCGGCAAUGUGAACUGGAACAUGGAGCACAAAUUGAAUCAGACCUUCUUGAAGAUGGUGGAACGACUUUCGCCAUGAAACCCCUGGUAAGAAGGCCUGGAGAACCACUAGCAAGGGACAAAAUAAGGCAGUGUGAGAUACACAUGCAGCAGCCACAGCGUCCGAACUGCUGUAAGACCUGGCUCUCCAAGUUUCCUACCCGAUCUAAGAGAAUAGAUGUCAUCUCUCGGAUAACCUUCCCACUCGUAUUUGCGCUGUUCAAUCUCACCUACUGGUCUACAUACCUCUUCAGAGAAGACUCCGACGGUGAAUAAACCUUCGAUCAGUUCUGUUAUACAAAAACCCUGGGAUUUAUAAGAAUUUAAUUUCUUCUUAAUGUACAUGUUUAAUAAAAAGGUAAUAGCUUUAUUAAAACAGUAAUAAGUGUACAAAUGCUAGCUGCUAUAUUAGUAUCUGUUAUAGUAGUAGCUGCUAGAGUACAAAUGCUAUCUCUUAAUUACUUUUCUUGAAAAUAAAAAACACACACACACAUAUGUACAUAUACAUAUUUUUAGUGCAGUCUGCAUAACCGAACAAAUGAUUUUCAGAGACUGUUCAGUUUACCUAAAAUUUGAAUUAGGGAGAAUUCAAAAUUAUACAUAUAUAUUAUGCAUAUAACAUAUAUGUAUUUAGUACAUACUCAACAUCAUUUUAGAAGAAAAUUAUUGAAAAUAACAUUCAUUUAGAUGAUAAAUAAAAAUAUGAUAUGACGUGCAUAUUAUUGUUUUGCAUUGAAAAAAUAAAUGAAUAAAGUAUGUUUUUAAAAGUCCUUAAAACAUGUAUAUAUAAUUUUAAAUAACCAUUUGUAUAAUUGUAAGUGUAUGAAAAAAACAAAAAUAAAAUGUUAAGAAAAAAAUUAAAUAAAUGGAGCUCAUUUUUUAUUAUCAUUUGUUGUCAAGUAUUGUUUUGAAAAAAUGGAUUUCAUUGAUAUGAAUUCAGAUCACCACAUGUUUAGAUAGCUGACAUUGCAUUGUAUAAAUAUGAAAUAUAAUAACAGAAGUGAUAAACAUAUGAAAUAAACUAACAGCAGUAAUAAAAAAACAUUCAUAAAAACAUGAAGUUUUUUUUAUUUUAAAAUAAAAUAAAACUAUUGUUUAAACUAUUUCGUUAGCCACUCAAUAAUCAAUGUAAUUUUCAAUAUUGUCGUAAAUAUUAUGAAAAUUCAAAGACAAUAUGUGAUAAUGAAAUUGAGGGUUUUUUUAAACAUAAAAUUGAGAAAUUUCAAAUUCAUUUAAUAUCAUUCAACAGCUAAAAUUGUUAAGCUAAUUUAAUAGCCAUUACAAAAAUAGCAUCUAAAAGAAUAUUAUAAUAAUAAAUAAAAUAUUAAAUUAAUGAGCACAUAAUAUUUCUUAUGUAAUGCAUUUAUGUAUUGUAAUUUUUAUAGAAAGAUGGGCCAUAGUAUAUUAUAUAAAAUAAAAUAAAAAAUUUAACAAAAAAUUUGAUUUUGAAAAUUAAAUUAAAUAGUGGAGAAAAGUUUGGAAUAAUUUAAUUGCUGAAUGCUAAAAUAGAUUUUAAGAGACUUUUCCAUUAGGCCCAACUUUUGGCAAAUUAAAAAAAAAUCUAACUUUUUUCUAUAAAGUAUAUUUGAAAACUAAAAAAAUUAAAAACUUGCAUUUUUUAUGGUUAUGUGAUAUAGAAACUUUUUAUGUUAUUUGGAAUUUUGACAUUUUAAUAUACCACAACAUUUUAAAUAGAAAUUUCAUAGUUUUUCCUCUACUAUAGAAGCCCACUAAGCAUGUUCAGAUAUAUUAUUUUCAUGUAUUUUAUGUAAAUCUGGCUUUAUGUUUACAAAUGCACUCUUGUGAACUACCUAGUAGUAAACGAAUAGUUGUUAUUUAUAAAAAAUGUUGAGGAGAUGGGUGAAGCAUUCCAAAAAGAGGUAGCUCAAAUGAUGAAAGAUUUGCUGAAAGAAAAGUUCAAUAAAAGGGAAUAUAUAAAUCAAUAAGUAGGUUAUUCAAGGGACAGAGUGAGCGGGCAAAUGUGGGUGCACAGCACAGUACGUUGCCUGGCAACCUGAUAACCAAAGUUAUAACUUUGAAGAAAUAAUCUAUAGAUUAUAAAAUAUUUACAAGUUCGCGUCCCGGUGCCAAAGGUGGAUUUUAACUCUAACAUUAAUCCCCAAUCCUUACCCUUUGAUCGGGAAAAACCCCCGUUUACCCUAAAAGGCGAUAAAAGGGGGAUAAAAAAAAAGGUAGGUUAUUCCAUAGUUUUCAUUAAACCAUUGAGAAGUCACUAUGAGAACAAAGUUGACUGCACCCUAUAAUGAAUAAAUAAAUGAAUAAAGUUAGUGUAUACAGCAAGGACAAGAUUUUGAAGAUUAUUAUUCUUAUCUGGACCAAAACUAUUGUUCGAAUAAAAAUGGAGUUCAGUGUAUUUUAUAUACACUACUGGGACAUUUAGUAUAUAGAGAUAUUUGAUUGGUGAAAAGUAUAAAAAAUGACACCUUCUUUUAUACAUUAAAAUACACAAAACUGUUUUAUGAGACCUUUCAUUUUUUAUCAGAUUUCCUUUCUUAUUUCCUCAAGAAGGACUAAUACAAGGAAACAAUUUGAUUCACUCACUAUCAGAAGAACCAUCAGGCAAAAACUGAGGAAAUUAAGAGAUUUGUUUGGUAAUGAGUGGUGCAUAAUUUAUAUUACUCAUAUCUGUACAAGUAUUAAUUUCACUGAAGUUGACAUUACAUGACUCCUGUAAAAACAAUUGGCAAGAACAUCAGCUAGUACUAUAUUGAAAGGUUAAUACUCGGAGAUGGCCUCUUUUAAUAUGCAGAACUUAGAAACAGCUAACUUCAGGCUGCUCCCUGUACUCUCAUGUCACCUGGAGAAGAGUCCUUUCUGUGCCUAAUGAAGGGAUGCCUUAAUUAGAACCACAUAAUGAAGAUAGAUUAAAUACACCAAAGCAAUGGAGAUCAGCCCUCUUAACAUUCAUAAAUUAAUGUGUGAUUGGUUUUAAAAAAAAAAAAAGAAGAAAGAAAAUAGCUGGAUAGCAACUAGUCCUUCUCAAGGCUGUUAAACCAUCAGUAAAUAAAAAUGGUUCUGAUGGAGUAACUCCUGUUCCAUAGAAAGAAAAUUUAAAAAAAAAAAAGGAAAGAAAAGAAAAGCUCUACCAGAUAUAGAUAUAAAUAAUAGUAAUUCUUUUAUUAUCAGCUCAUAGUUACAAAGUAAUAAAAAAAAAAAGACAAAAUGCUAACGGUAUAAUAAAUCAACAAUCAUAUAUUAUAAAAUCUAAUAUAAAUGUUCUAUAUUAUAUUUCUGAUGUUUGGAAAAUAAUUGUGUGUGUUGUUAGCUAGCACAGAAUAACAUGGAUAUUGGUACUGGUUAAGGGGAAAAGGGACAAGGAGGGAGAAAAUUAGUCCUUUUUGCCUACCUUUGAAAGCAAUAUAGAAGUUGCUGUUCCAAACUGACCAGAGCAGGAUGUCACUUUUCAUUUAAUGAGACCACUAGGAAUAAAUAUUAACUGACCCAAGUGGGAAUUAAACCCACAUCAUUCCAAACCAGGCACUCUGAAACCCUCAUCACAUGCUCAUCUAUCUAUUAAGGCCUCUAACAAAUGGAUCGAUUAAAAAUGAUUGCUUAUUGCGAUAUAAACUUUAUCUUUACGGUGUAAUAUGAAUAUUGAUAACAUAUAAUUCAAUAAUUCUUACAAGUGUAUUUUCUUCUUCAUCAAUUCCUAUAUUGCAUAUAUGGGUAAGUAUAUCUUAUAUUAUUAAAUUUUUUGUAUUCCGGAACAGAGUUUUUGUUUUGUUGGACAUGUUGUGAAUGGUCAUGACAGAUAGUACAUUCUCUCCAGCUAUCACAAGGAAGUUUUUUGAUAUUGUUCUUUCCUUUUAGAAGAUUUGUUACUUCAACUGUUUAUUAAUUGAGCUGUUGUUAUACUUACAAAUUCAUUUGAAUCUAAAAAUAAUGUUUCAGUCAAAUUUUGCUACUCUCCAAAAAUGUUGGCAUCUGUAAGUGUAAAUACUGUUAGACUAGUUGUUUUUCAUCAGUUAUAUCAUUUGAAUUUUACAAUAUUCAUAAAUUUGCUAGUAUUGAAUCUUCAAUUUUUAAGUUUUCAAAAAAAAUAUGACAUGUUAUUAACAUUGGAGUAUUCACACCUUACAUACUUACACAAAAUGAUUAUAAUUAACUAAAAGUUGAAAAUUUAUAAAUUUUUGUUUUUGUUUAUUUUCUAUUUGAUCCAAACCAGCUAAUUAUGUUAUAAUUAUUAGUAAUCAUAACAUAACUGCUAGCCAUACCCAUAAUUAGGUAUAUUUUAAGCAUUCGCCAUAACAAUAUCUCCUCAGUAUAUAAUAUUAGCAAUAUGUUAAAAUGAUACAAUAAUAUUUCAAUAUUAUAUAUCAACAAAAUGGUUGAUACCUUAAUUUUAGUACCUAAUUGCAAAUACUUUAUGGUUAUUUUUGCUAUAAUUUUUUAUAACCAUUACUAUAAAACUUUUAAAUUAAUGUGUUGUCAGUGUUACUUUUAUAUCAACAAUAUGCCAUUAUAUAUACAAUAUAUAUAUAACAUAUUACUAGUACAUAUUUGGAAAAGACAAAAACAGUCUACAGGAAAGUAGAUGACUAGUAUUAUGAAAUAAAAUUUGUAUUGUGUUGGAAAAUAACUGACAUAGACUAUAAAUAAGAUGAAUAAAAUGUACAACUUAGUUACCCAGAUUAUCAGAUUUUGUACCCAGUCCUAACUAUUAUUAGUUUUAAAAAAAAUCCUGACAAAGUAUCGUCAUCUGUGAAAGAUUUGAGGCACUGAAACUAUUAAUGUUCAAACAAUUUACAUAUUUAAGACACAAACAAAAAUAUCAAAAGACCCAAACACAAAACUUUAUAGAAAGUGGCUACACCAUCCAAAAUACACUGAUGUUUAAUAUUAAUCGUUUCUCUUAAUGGCUGACUUUUAUUGCAAAUAUUGUAACAAGAGACCUAUGACCACUAUAUAAUAGAACAUUCUGAAAUAAACAGAAAAGAAAAAGUUUUGAAAUAUGUAAUGAAAUAGUCUAAGUAAACAAUAAUAUUUAUUUUUUAAUAGAAAAAUAAAAAAAUCUUUUCUGAAAUUUUAUUUUCUCACCCUGCACCGAUUUCCUUGUACAAUUACAAUAUAUACAUAUAAAUAUACACAUAUAUAACUUUUCUUAAAUUACAAUAUACUGAAAAGAAAAAUCGUUUAAUAAAAAAAAAAUUGCUGUAAAGUGAAAAAAAAAACAUUAUAAUCUAUUAAAAUAAAAAAUAAAAUUUUGAAUCAGGAUGAUUCUCAGGCACUAUUUUUUUGUUUUCAUUCAUUAGGUAAAGAAUAUUUUUAUUAAUUUCUCUUUACUAUCAGAAAAUAUUCCAACUUAUAAGUCCCAGGUUGUAGUAACAUAUAAAAUGAUAUUAAUAAAUAUAUUUAUUUUUACAGUACUUAUAUUUAAGCACGGAAACUAAGAAUGUUUAUUAGUUGUUGUAGGUUGAUUUCUAGAAGAUAGCAAUAAAGGGAUAUCAAUCGACAAACGCUUGAAACUAGAUAGUCGAUACAUAAAACUUGUUCAGCAUCUUAAACGUUACCCGACAGCCUUAAGGAUACAAAAACACAUUUAUGGUUGUUUCUCAAGCAUACAUACAUUUAAAUGACAUCAAGAACUUAUCUUCUCCAAAACUACUCUUCAUUUCCAGUGAGGUAACCUGAAUUGGUAUUUCCAGCCAAUACUCACCAUAAAAGAAGUUAUUGUUUGUUAAUUCCAUAAUAUAUAGAACUUAUGUGUAAUAACAUUCCGGCCAAAAUUAAUCCAAAUCUACCCGCACCCUCGCCGAUGAUCUGUGAAUGAUACUAUCAACGGUUAAUUCUUUCCCUUCUAAUGUAGCACAAUUUUAUACUAUCCUACUUGCUCGUAGGUUAGCAAUAAAUAUAGUUAGUGAAUGGUUUACCAGGGUUCGACUCGGAAGGGUCAAGCAUAUUCCAAGGGGUUUCCUGCGUGGUUUUCCUCCAUCCAUGCUAACAUGAUUCUUUAGACUAUUUUUUAUUGUAACAGUAAUAAAUUUUAAGAAUAAAUCACAUUUUAUGUUUACAAUGAAAAUUAUAAAAUGCUCAAUGUUAUUUAAAGGUGUAUUCAUUAUAUGUACUUUCUCUAUUAAGGGUUAAAGUGAAUUAUGAAUCAUAGUUAUACCAAUGACAAAUUUUGAAAUGAGAUUAUUUUCAUAAUAAUUAGUAAAUAAAAUAUAUCUUAAAUUACUUGAAUUAAAAAUAUUUAUUAAUAUAAGAACAUUUUAAAAGGUCAAUUUAAAAUAACUUAGCUUUUAUUACAUGUUUUAAAUUGAAUAAAAAAAGGAAAAAAAACUGAUUGAAAUUUAUUUGCAUGGCACCGGGGACCACCAGAAAAACUCCAAAUGUAUGUAUCUCAUGUGUGUACACUUCAUAUUGUAAAUAAUAUUUGUGCCGAUUGUGAAUAAUUUAAGACUACAAGGCACUUUUUUUUUUCUCCUAAAAGAAUGUAAAUAUGGUUAAAUAAAAAUGUAGAAUUAUUUCACAACCUUUUAUCUGAUAAAUAGUAAAAUUAAGCUUUAUUUGAUUUAUGUACACAUCAUUUUUAGCAAUUUAUUACACAAACUGUUAAUAUUUAAAAAUUGAAUUACUGUAAAAAGUUAAGAGAUAGUUACACUGACUGGCAUAAAGUUUAGAAAUAAUAUUAUUUUAGGGUUGCUUGGAUCUUACUUUGGUUUGAAACAUACGCAACUAUGGAUGCGAUAUUUUGAAUGAAAGUAAAGCCACAUUUAUCUGGCCAAAACUGUAGAUAGAAUAACAAUUAAAUUAAUUUGGCUGUGCGGAAUUAGAAUUUUAACACAUUUUAGAAUGGACUGUCAAGUAUAUAAUAGAAAAAUAAAAAAACCUUUUGCACUACAAAUUUCAUAAACUAAUGUUUUUUUUAUAACUAAUCCGAAAUUGAAGCUUAAUUUUAAACAAUCAUUUACUGGUAAUAGUAUAGUUAUACUUAUACUAUUGUGUGUAUGAUUGAAAUGAGUCUUUUGCUUUCAGAUAGGCAGUUUUUGUUUAGGUUUUGAUUAUGAUAUUCUGUAAAUUUUAUUUUCAUUAGAAAAAAUAAAGAUACUGCUUUCAUUAGUGCAUCUACUACAGCAAUGAAGGAGUAUCCAUUUCUUACCUCUAAAAAUGUCCCUUACUUUGUAUAGCCCUAAAUUCAUAGAGCAAGGUAUAUGAUAAAAUAUUCAUUUUAUAUCCUUUCAAAUUCAUCAAGAACUUAUUUUUAUUAAUUAAAAAUACCGAAAAAUACAUAUCAUCCACCUGUACAGAUAUCCUUGAUAUUCUUUAAAAGCUAUAACUAUUUCAAUUAUUUUAUUUCAUGAUCAUUCUUUAUCAAUUCUAACCUUCAUGAUUUCUUAGUAAUUUGUGUUUCUAAUAUCUCAAACUGUCUAUUAUUGCUUUAUCUAAUUUCUUCUUCAGUUUGGUCUUAUCUUAUAUCACAGAGAUAGAUUCUUUUCUUCCUCUUCUCUUCUUGUAUCGUGGAGAACAUAAUAUUUCCUUGAUAUUUUUUGGGUUGAUUGCUUCAUAAACAUUUUCUGUAAGUGCAAAUGGAGUUCUUAAUUACUGUUUGUAACCCUUGAAGAGCCCUAUAGCUUAUCAAAGUAACCUUAAUGGGGGAUGCACUAAUGGAAACGUACCAAAAUAAAUUUUAUCUAAUGUGCCUAUUCAUAGUAAUAAUGUGAAAAAUAAUUUUAAAAAAUUAUAUAUAUACUUCUCCUAAAAAUACUUGGCAAAUAGAUGAAAUUGUUUAUUAUACGCAUCAGCUUAGUAUUUAAAAGAGGGCUCAUACAUGUAUGGUGAUGGACAUAAUAUUAAACUACAUGGUUGUACAAAUAGACUUAUAGCAUGAAACAUUUCACUAGAUAUACAUGAAAAAAGACCUAUGUUUUACAUGCUUUUAAAAAUUAGGACAUUGUUAGAAUACUUGUUAAAUGUUUCAAAUAUAUUUUUUAAACAAUUUUUUGUUAUGAUGUAUUAGAUACUGUUUUUUAUAAUUUUGAAAAAAUAUAUAAAUAAAUAUAUAUAUGUAUGUACAAUUAAUGUAGGUCCUAUGACCUAGUAGAAAUGUUUGUUACCAUGUACAUAGAAGUAGCACUUAUUAUGUUAAUUAACAAUGAUAAUGCUCAAUAAGAGGUAACUUUUCCACUUUUUUUUCUUUUUUUUCUUUUUAUGAUAGAUGAACUGGAAAAGUUACUCUGAUGGAGUAUGUUUAUAAAAGAAUUAUUGUACCAAUUAUAAAUACUCAUUAAAAAAAAAAGGAAGAAAAAUGAGUAUAAGAAUGUAUUGAUAUUAAUAUAAACAUGAAUAUCAUAUUUGAGGUUAUCACCUCUUUCUCUCUGUGCAUUCAUUACAUAUUAUAUUUAUAUUAUAA